AUGCCAAGAGCGCUACGGAAGGCGCAGAAGCAGAAGCAAGAGCUGGAACUGCAGCAAGCUCCUGUCCCUGUGUCUGAUGAAGGCAGCGACAAGGAAGAGGAAGACACGCGGUCGGCGCCUAAUCCAUUCGACUUGCUGAAUGCUGCGGAUGAUCAAGACGAGGAUGACGAUGAAGAGGAAGAGGAAGAGCAAGCACAGCUGACUACACAAGACGAGGAGCUCGAUGCAGAUGAACAAGAAGAUGUGGAUGCUGCCAUAGAGGCAUCCCUGUCUCCCAGUAAGCCAAAGCGCAAGAAGAAGAAGAACAAGCAAAAGGCAAAGCAACCUGCGUCAGUCACAGAAGACGACUUUAAGGCAGCACUCCAAGCACAUCAAUCAGCUGUUGCUGGCACCACUGCCGACCCUACCCUGCCUGCACCCUUCCAUCUCGCAAACUUAUUGAGUAUCGACGUCAAAAUGCUCGACCCUGCAGCAGAGAUGCGGCAAUUCUUUGGCAGCAAAGUGGUUCACUCUGAGCAGCAAGAGCGACAAGCAACCCUCCGUCGCCAGCUCCCACGCGGUCUCAACAUGCCUAUGCAACGAGGCAGGAAAAGUGUCCUCGUACCCAUCGAUGACAACUGGCCCGCUCAAAUACGCGGCGGCCUUGAAAUGCUGUCCCUUGGUGAAGAUGACGGCAUCCGGCUCUUUCGCUUUCAACAUCCAAAAGCCUAUGCUGAGCAACAACUCAGAUUUCUUGAAGCAGUAGGAUCAGGUGAUCCUCAGGUUCUCCUCAACCUACUUGGCUCUGCGCCAUUCCACGUUGAUACACUCCUGCAAGCCUCUGAGAUCUUUCGACACCAGGGCAAUCACGAAGAAUCCGGGGAGAUGCUGGCGCGUGCAUUGUAUGCAUUUGAUCGUGCCCUGCAUCCACUCUUCAAAAUCGCAACAGGUAUGGUGAGACUGCCCUUUGAGAUUCCAGAGAAUCGCUCCUUCUACCUCUGCAUCUACCGGUACAUCCAGUCCUUGGGAAGACGUGGACUUUGGCAAACGGCAUUUGAGUAUAACAAGCUCUUGUAUGCACUUGCACCGGAGGAAGACCCUUACGCGGCGUUGCUAAGUCUUGACUACUACGCACUCAAAGCGAAACGCUUCGAUUAUGUUACAAAACUCGCCGAAGCGCCAUGGGAGGCGAUUCUGGAUGACAAUACGAGUCAUCCUGGCAUGCUCUAUUCUCGUGCUCUAAGCAAAUGGCUCACUCGCCCUAAAAAGCCCGUGGAUGCAGCAUGGGAGGCGGAAGCGAUGGCCUUGAUGCAACAAGCAGCACAAGCCUAUCCUGCCAUUCCAGCUGCUCUGUUUGCCGCUGCAAGUGCACAAGGACCUGUGCAAUGGCAACAAGUCUCUUGUACUCACAUGCAAGCCAUGCAUCGUGACUUGUUUGUCUUUCGCCAUAAAGACAUUUAUGGCAUUCCGGAAAAUCUGGCUUUUCUACGAACGGCCCUGCUUGAGCAGGAUCCUCCGCUCGAGUCGACGCACAACGAUGAGAGCGUCUGCUGGGUUACCUACCACAAAGCAGAAGGUCCAUCUUGUCAUUCGACCCACUACGCCCAGCAGACUCGGCUCCGUGUUAUUAUGACGCAUACAUCAAGUUACUCGAUGGUUCUACCAAUGAAGAAGAGUGUGCCCGUGCUGGAGAAGAGUGGAUCGGUGUCAAUCUAG
Molecule: messenger RNA, 1695 nt
Organism: Protomyces lactucae-debilis
Lineage: Eukaryota; Fungi; Ascomycota; Taphrinomycetes; Taphrinales; Protomycetaceae
Product: transcriptional repressor TCF25-domain-containing protein
Exons: 2
Coding region: 1-1695 (564 amino acids)
Biological process (GO): rescue of stalled cytosolic ribosome; ribosome-associated ubiquitin-dependent protein catabolic process
Cellular component (GO): RQC complex
Source: RefSeq, a predicted model, not a curated record